This is a messenger RNA of Acanthopagrus latus (yellowfin seabream), 986 nucleotides long. RefSeq names its product ovarian cancer G-protein coupled receptor 1-like. Gene Ontology annotation, molecular function: G protein-coupled receptor activity. The transcript is spliced from 4 exons. Gene Ontology annotation, biological process: positive regulation of Rho protein signal transduction; phospholipase C-activating G protein-coupled receptor signaling pathway. The record is from RefSeq and is a predicted model, not a curated record. Gene Ontology annotation, cellular component: membrane. Lineage: Eukaryota; Metazoa; Chordata; Actinopteri; Spariformes; Sparidae. The coding region runs from base 93 to 986 and encodes 297 amino acids.
CUGAAUGCAGAGGACAAAAACAUCAGACGCUGGUGGAGAGAAGUCUUUCCGACAAAGUCCUUCAGCAUUCAAAGCAGGUUUCUCUCUGAAGAAUGGCAGAUUUCAGCAUCAACAACACCUCACAGGACUACGGCUAUGAUAACAACACCACCAACAGCCACUCUGAUGACCCUGAGUUUUACAGCAAAGUCAUAUAUGUGGUGACAUGUGUAAUCACUUCUAUCGGACUUCUUCUGACCACAGUAGCCAUCUAUUCUCUUUAUACUCUGGUGAGAAAGGAUCAUGUUGUUCCGAUCUACGUCGUCAACCUUCUCAUCUCAGACCUCAUUCAGCUCUGCUGCUUCAUCCCUCUGGUGACAGACAGUGGUUCUGUGAUGAGACUUAUCAUACUUAUAAUCUACAUUAGUAGUCUGAUGGUCAGUGUUGGCUUCAUGGUGUGCAUCGCCCUGGCAAGGUAUCUGGUCAUCGCCCGUCCACUGUGGUACCGCUUCAGACACACCAUCAAGUUCUGUGUUGUUCUCUGUGUUGUGGUCUGGGUCCUUUCUCCUGUCAGUGUCCUCUCACUUUUGGAACUUUCGGUGCUGCAGGAUGUUUUUAUCGCACCAAUCAUCAUGGGGACUUUCUUCCUCCUCCCUCUCCCACUGCUCAUCUUCUUCCUGGGUGGGACCAUCAGAGCUCUGUCUGCCAGUCGUGUCCCCUCUGAUGAAAAACGAAGAAUUGUUGGAGUUUUGGUCCUGGUGCUGCUUAUCUACACACUGCUGUUUCUGCCAGCCAUCAUUUUGUUCAUGACAGAGAAAGACAUUCACCAUCUCCCAUUAGUGGCUAAUGUGUUUGUCAAGUUGAGUCCCCUUGCAGACUUAUUUCUGUAUGUUUUCAUGAGGAAAGGGACCAUAGACAAGUUUCUGGCCUCUGUGUGUUGCUGCAGAAUGGACAGCAAUGACAGCAGCAGAAUGGACAGCAAUGAUAUCAGCAGUUCAACAGUGUGA